Messenger RNA from Alnus glutinosa, 3419 nucleotides. Its product is annotated as pentatricopeptide repeat-containing protein At1g74750-like. Gene Ontology annotation, molecular function: protein binding. Bases 267 to 2933 code for a protein of 888 amino acids. The record is from RefSeq and is a predicted model, not a curated record. The transcript is spliced from 4 exons. Lineage: Eukaryota; Viridiplantae; Streptophyta; Magnoliopsida; Fagales; Betulaceae.
AGGGCUAACCUUACGGGCUCUCUCUCUCCCAACUUGCUUGGAAAAAACACAGGGUUGACGAGCAGAGAAAGGUGAGCCGCCAUCUCUAUCUUUCUCUUUCUGCGCCUCUCUCUCGCUAGACAGACCCAGAAAGCCAUUCACCAUUUCAGCUUAUAUGAUAAUGCAGUCAUUGCUACAUAGGGAGGAAUGAAACACAUUUCGUGCACCUGUAAUUGACAAAUGCUUUACUGGAUGGAUAGCAUUAGGAGAAUGGCCUUAUAGUAGUGAUGCUGCUAUAUGAGCAAAUGUUACGAGCAAAACAUAUCGGUAACCUUUCCAAUAGUGCUCGGUCCUUUUUUCUUAAUGGGUCACGAUGCAGUGCAGCAGAUGGAAAUUCAUGUACUUGCCCUGAAGAUGAAACUUGUGUUUCAAGAAGGCAGAGUAAAAGAAAUGAAGUUCUGCUUGCACAAAAGCCAUCCACCUUAGUAUCCACAUCUUCGAGCAGAGUAGGAACCUUAGUUUCAGAGGAGUCAGUUAAAGUACUAGGUUCUCAGAAGGCUAAGAAUGUUGAUCACCCAAGUCCUCUGAAACAAGUUGUUUCUGCCCCCAGUUCUUUGAGGAGAUCUGAUUGUGUAAGUUAUGCUACUGGCAUUGAUGCUGCUCAAAAGGAUGUGGUGCAGUCAUCACCCCUUAUCUCUGACCAGUUUGUUAAGGCUGGCAUUGCAACGGUAAAUUUUCUGUCUGAUUUAGUAAAUUAUAAGCUUCCUCUAUCAGGUGGAGAUGGACUACUAAAUUCAACUGGGAACUGUAUGGUCGAUCCCACUAGGCCUCUCUCCAGCAUCAAAUCAGCAAAUGUGAGACACAUCAAAAGAGAGAACUUUUCCAGUGUUCAUCCAAGAUCAUCUCCGCAGGUAGCGGCUGGGUCAAAUGAUACAACAAAUGUUCAUGCAACAAGGGGUAAAGGUGAUAAAUCCAAUUUCGUUAAAGGUCUCAAGCAUGGUCCAUAUGCUGGAACAGGGAAUUCGGUGGCAGCUCACAGUAUAUCUUCAGAUGCUCAUGAGAAGAAGACUGUACCAGAGAGAACAAGAGCUCAUUCAAACCGCUUCACAUCUAAUUGUAAUUUGAACGUGCAGACUUCAGAUGCAGAGUUUGUGGGUUCUAAUAGUAGAGGUUUCAACAGACACAAUAGAGGUUUUAACAAACCGCCCAGCGAUAUGGCAGUGGCAACAGGAAUUGCUCCAAUUAAGAGGCAGUUUGCAAAUCCUGGGCAUGCUGUGGGAAGUGUUUAUCAAAUACUGCAACAACUGAAGUGGGGUCCUGCGGCUGAAAAGGCUCUUGGAGAUCUCAGAUAUCCAAUGGAUGCGUUUCAGGCAAACCAGAUUCUCAAGCAACUUCAAGACCACUCAGUUGCCCUUGGCUUUUUCUAUUGGUUGAAGCGGCAACCUGGGUUCAAGCAUGAUGGGCACACUUAUACCACCAUGGUUGGCAACCUUGGAAAAGCCAGGCAGUUUGGCGCAAUAAACAAAUUGCUUGAUCAGAUGGUGAAGGAUGGUUGCCAGCCUAAUGUUGUGACAUAUAACCGUUUGAUUCAUAGUUAUGGCCGUGCAAACUACUUGAAGGAAGCACUCAGGGUUUUCAAUCAAAUGCAGGAGGCAGGAUGUGAACCUGACCGUGUCACUUACUGUACACUCAUUGACAUCCAUGCCAAAUCUGGCUUUCUUGAUGUUGCCAUGUGUAUGUAUGAGAGAAUGCAAGAGGCUGGUCUUUCUCCUGACACAUUUACUUACAGUGUUAUAAUCAACUGCCUUGGGAAAGCUGGGAAUUUGGCUGCAGCCCAAACGCUAUUCUGCGAGAUGAGAGAUCAGGGUUGUGUUCCUAAUUUAGUCACCUAUAAUAUCAUGAUUGCUUUGCAAGCCAAAGCAAGGAACUAUGAAACCGCCUUGAAGCUUUAUCGCGAUAUGCAGAAUGCAGGAUUUGAACCUGAUAAAGUGAGUUAUAGCAUAGUGAUGGAGGUGCUUGGCCAUUGUGGGUACCUUGAGGAAGCAGAAGCAGUUUUUGUAGAAAUGAAACAGAAAAACUGGGUCCCGGAUGAACCUGUUUAUGGUCUUUUAGUUGACUUGUGGGGAAAGGCUGGUAAUGUUGAGAAGGCCUGGGAUUGGUACCAAGCAAUGCUCUAUGCUGGUUUGCGGCCUAAUGUGCCCACUUGCAAUUCCCUGCUCAGCGCUUUCCUUAGGGUGCACCGGCUGUCGGAUGCGUAUAAUUUACUACAGAGCAUGGUGGGUUUGGGUCUAAACCCUUCUUUGCAAACUUAUACAUUGCUCCUCAGUUGUAGUACAGAAGCACAGUCACCAUAUGACAUGGGGUUUUGUUGCAAGCUCAUGACCAUCACACGCCACCCUGCACAUACAUUUCUACUGUCCAUGCCAGCAGCAGGACCUGAUGGUCAAAAUGUGCGGAAUCAUGUAAGCAAGUUCCUGGACCUGAUGCAUUCUGAGGAUAGGGAGAGCAAGAGGGGACUGGUAGAUGCAGUGGUAGAUUUUCUUCACAAGUCAGGGCUCAAGGAGGAGGCAGGCUCAGUUUGGGAAGUGGCUGCACAAAAGAAUGUGUAUCCAGAUGCCGUCAAAGAGAAGAGCUCCUGCUAUUGGCUUAUUAACCUGCAUGUUAUGUCAGAUGGUACGGCUGUGACAGCACUGUCAAGGACACUUGCUUGGUUUCGCCAGCAAAUGCUAAUGUCAGGGAUAGGUCCCAGCCGGAUUGAUAUUGUAACCGGAUGGGGCCGGCGGAGCAGAGUGACAGGAUCGUCUAUGGUGAGGCAGGCUGUUCAGGAGCUGCUGAACAUAUUUAGCUUCCCAUUUUUCACUGAGAAUGGCAAUUCUGGGUGUUUUGUGGGAUGCGGGGAGCCUCUUAAUAGAUGGCUGCACCAAUCUUAUGUGGAGCGGAUGCAUCUACUGUAGUUGGUCAGAAUUUUGCUCUUAUUGUAACUUGAGCACAGUUUUUGUAGCUUAAACACAGUUUUGUGCUUGCCUCAUGCAUUAGCUAUGAUUCUAUGUACUUGACCUUGUUCUCGCGUGGAGCAUUUUAAGCUAAAAAAAGGCAAAUAUGUCAAUUUUAAGAGAUGCUACACUCUACAUACAACUUAUAUUAGUUGGGUUACAACUUUGAUGACAAUGGUGAUCUGCCUGAAGCCUGACAACAAUCAAUAUCGUAUCUACUGCUGGAAUAUGCAUGGUUGCCAGUGGGAAUGAGGAAAGUCCAGUGUCUGAUGCAGGGAAGGGAGAAAAAACAUGGAAGAUUUAAUAAUAUGUGGAGGAUCUUGUCUUAUUCACUAACUAUUUGCUUUGGCCUUUGGCUGCUUGGUUCCACUGUGAUUGUAGUCCAAUACGGUCGUUUUCUCUGGCAGAAAUCAGCUUUCAUUAACUUAGGCUUAAAUUUUUUUUUUA